Messenger RNA from Symphalangus syndactylus (siamang), 2354 nucleotides. RefSeq names its product dynein regulatory complex subunit 3 (gene DRC3). Gene Ontology annotation, molecular function: protein binding. NCBI's taxonomy places the organism in Eukaryota, Metazoa, Chordata, Mammalia, Primates, Hylobatidae. The record is from RefSeq and is a predicted model, not a curated record. Gene Ontology annotation, cellular component: cilium.
AAAAAUAGUAAGGGAGAAUUUCCCGAGGGAGAAGGGCCAGAAUGGAUUUUUAAGGGGUUCCGUCUUCCAGCCUCCUUUCAUAGUAGGAGAGGUACCCAGUCCACUGAUAACUUUUCUCAGAAUUUAGCCAUCAUAUCUGACCUCAUAACUAUCAAAUGAUUUCAUCUUGGUACUGUAUAUACUGCUUUGGAUGUGAAUACGGCUACUCAGGUUCCAUAUCCCUCUCUGUCAGUAACUCAUUGUACGACUUUGGACAAGUUCCUUUCCCUCCCUGGAGCCUCAAGUUCCCUAGCUGGGAAAUAAGGGCAUUAGGACUCACUUUUUAUGGCCUCCGGAGCUUACAUGUACUUAAAUAAUGCAUGUGCACUGAGCACACAGUAAGCAUUCAGAAAAUUCUGGAUCUGUUAUCUGUGAGGAGGCCACUCCGUUGACAGUUGUGUAAAACUCUGCUGCCUUCCCCAGCUCCAACCUCUCUGGUCUUCAAUAACACUAUCAUCAGGGAAAACGUGGGGGAAGAUGAACCGGCUGUGCAACUCGAUGGAGCUGAGGGUGAUGGACGAUGACAUGCUCAAGCUGGCUGUCAGGGACCAGGGCCCCCAGGAGGAGGCCGGGCAGCUGGCCAAGCAGGAAGGCACCCUCUUCAAGGAUGUCCUGUCCCUGCAGUUGGACUUUCGGAACAUCCUCCGCAUAGACAACCUCUGGCAGUUUGAGAACUUGAGGAAGCUGCAGCUGGACAAUAACGUCAUUGAGAAGAUUGAGGGCCUGGAGAACCUCACACACCUGGUCUGGCUGGAUCUGUCUUUCAACAACAUUGAGACCAUCGAGGGGCUGGACACACUGGUGAACCUGGAGGACCUGAGCUUGUUCAACAACCAGAUCUCCAAGAUUGACUCCCUGGAUGCCCUCGUCAAGCUGCAGGUGUUGUCGCUGGGCAACAACCGGAUUGACAACAUGAUGAACAUCAUCUACCUCCGGCGGUUCAAGUGCCUGCGGACGCUCAGCCUCUCUGGGAACCCUAUCUCUGAGGCAGAGGAUUACAAGAUGUUCAUCUGUGCCUACCUUCCUGACCUCGUGUACCUGGACUUCCGGCGCAUUGAUGACCACACAGCAAGUGUCUCCCUCUCAGUCUCCCAGCCCUGUGAGACAGAGUCCUCAAGCCCCCAGAAAGAGCUUGCGGAGGCUAAGCACCAGUACAGCAUCGACGAGCUGAAGCGCCAGGAGAAACUGAUGCAGGCCCGGCUGGAGGACGAGCAGGCGCGGCGGGAGGAGCUAGAGAAGCACAAGACUGCGUUUGUGGAACACCUGAACGGCUCCUUCCUGUUUGACAGCAUGUAUGCUGAGGACUCAGAGGGCAACAAGCUGUCCUACCUGCCUGGUGUCGGUGAGCUCCUUGAGACCUACAAGGACAAGUUUGUCAUCAUCUGUGUGAACAUUUUUGAGUAUGGCCUGAAACAGCAGGAGAAGCGGAAAACAGAGCUUGACACCUUCAGUGAAUGUGUCCACGAGGCCAUCCAGGAAAACCAGGAGCAGGGCAAAAGCAAGAUUGCCAAGUUUGAGGAGAAGCACUUGUCGAGUUUAAGUGCCAUUCGAGAGGAGUUGGAACUGCCCAACAUUGAGAAGAUGAUCCUAGAAUGCAGCGCUGACAUCAGUGAGUUGUUCGAUGCGCUCAUGACGCUGGAGAUGCAGCUGGUGGAGCAGCUGGAGGAGACUAUAAACAUGUUUGAAAGGAACAUUGUUGACAUGGUAGGACUGUUUAUCAAAAAUGUCCAAAGCCUGACGGCCCAGUGCCGGGACUUGGAGAAUCACCACCACGAGAAGCUCCUGGAGAUCUCUAUCAGCACCCUGGAGAAUAUUGUCAAGGGCGACCUGGACGAGGACCUGCCUGACGACCUGCGCGCGCUUUUUGUCGAUAAAGAUACGAUUGUUAAUGCUGUCGGGGCAUCACACAACAUCCACCUCCUGAAGAUUAACAAUCGAGAAGAAGAGCUGGUGACCAGAAUCAACUCCUGGUGUACACGUUUAGUAGACAAGAUUCACAAGGAUGAGAUCAUGAGGAACCGCAAGCGCGUGAAGGAGAUCAAUCAGUACAUCGACCACAUGCGGAGCGAACUGGACAACCUGGAAUGUGGCGACAUCCUAGACUAGAUGAGUGUCAGCCACAGGAGCUUCUUCAAAACAUAGCACCAGCACCAGCCCCAGCCAGGAGAAAGAAGUGCACACGCCUCACCGAGCACCUCGGGAGAGUUGCUGGGCAUCUCUCAACCGUGAUCCCCAACACCAUUCUUCCCACCCCCCAGGAAAAACUUCCAAAAGUAGAGAAAAUAAAGGACUCAUUUCACAUUUCCCCUAUUCAU